Molecule: messenger RNA, 729 nt
Organism: Plasmodium gallinaceum
Lineage: Eukaryota; Apicomplexa; Aconoidasida; Haemosporida; Plasmodiidae
Product: calmodulin, putative
Exons: 3
Coding region: 1-729 (242 amino acids)
Cellular component (GO): myosin II complex
Molecular function (GO): calcium ion binding
Source: RefSeq, a predicted model, not a curated record
AUGGAAUAUGAAGGUGAAAUUUUUCAUUUAACUGAAUACCAAAUAAAAAAAAGCAUUAAAGCUUUCAAUUACUUAGAUAAAAAAAAAAAAGGGCUACUAAAAUUUGAUUUAUUAGGGAAUCUAUUACGAUGUUGUGGCUAUAAUGUGUCAUUAAAAGAAAUUGAAAAGAUAAAAGAAAAAAUAAUAGAAAUGAAAAUUAUAGAAAAAAAGAAAGAACAAAAAUCUAAUGAAGAAGUAGAAAAAAGAGAAAAAGAUAUAAUAAUAUAUAAUGAAAAUGACGAAUUAAGCAAUAAUAAUCAGUUUAGUCAAAAUGAUAUAACAAAUGAUGAUAACAACAAUAUAUCACAGUUACUUAGUAAUUUAAAGAAUUAUGAUAAUUUUAUAGAAAUAGAAAAGAAAAAGGAAGAAAUUAAAAAAGAAGAAGAAAAAAAUAAAAAUUUAUUUAGUUUAAAGGAAUACUUCAGAAUUAUUCAAAUACCAAAUAUAACUAAUGAAAUAAAACCACCAAAUAUUUUAGAUGCUUUUGAAAUUUUUGACGAACAAGGAAAUGGAAAAAUAUCAAUAAAAAAAUUGAGAUUCAUCCUACAAUACUUAGGUGAACCAUUUAGCAAUUCAGAAUUUGAUGAGUUUUUUGAAUGGAUUAAAACAUUAGACAAAGUAUAUAAAAAUGACUAUAUAAUAUAUGAAGAUUUACUAAAUGAAUUAAUAAAUAAGGAUUCAAAUAUAUAA